Oncorhynchus kisutch (coho salmon) is the source of this 1362-nucleotide messenger RNA. RefSeq names its product G patch domain and ankyrin repeat-containing protein 1. The transcript is spliced from 5 exons. Bases 162 to 1268 code for a protein of 368 amino acids. The record is from RefSeq and is a predicted model, not a curated record. Gene Ontology annotation, molecular function: protein binding; nucleic acid binding. NCBI's taxonomy places the organism in Eukaryota, Metazoa, Chordata, Actinopteri, Salmoniformes, Salmonidae.
GAGACUAUUUGCGUGACGUAGAAAAUAGUGGACAUGACGUCGCAAACCAACAACAACAAAGAUGGAGGCACGUUACCUCGGGUGACUGUAACGUUAUUGUCGCCUAGUCUGUCUAGCGGUCAGCUAGCUAUUCCAGCGCCGCCGACCAACCGGUCCCAGCCAUGAGCUCUCUAAGCUACUUCACCCCGGCCCGAGAAGAAGAGCUGCUGUGGUCGGGAAACGCAGGCGCAGCCACCGGACCUCAACCCAGCACCCUCGGAGGAGAGGAGGCACGGCGCUUCUAUCAAAGCCUCAUAGAAGAAGGGGAUGGAGAGGAGAGACGAGGAAUGGAGCAGAGGGGGAGAGAGAACCGCAGGGGGAGAAGAGCAGGGCAGCACGUCCAGGCUAGCAGGCAGCAGGCUACCACCACCAGUACUACCACAGAACUGGAGGGGCUAAGACUACUGCGUUGUGCCCAGGAAGGAGACCUGUCUGGGGUGAGAGGCCUGCUGUCCCGGGGGGUGGAUGUCAACUUCCAGGACAGCUGGUGGUGGACAGGUGUGAUGUGUGCAGCGGCGGCAGGGCAGCGAGGUGUCGUUAGGCUCCUCCUCCAGCAGGGGGCGGCGUGGGUGGGCGUGGUCGACACGCAGGGCCGGGACGCCAGGGAGCUGGCUAGGAUGGCGGGGCAUAGCGGGGUCCUAGAGGAACUGGACCACUACGGGUCUCCGCAGGACUGUGACCGGCCUGGGAGACAGAGGGGUCAACACAACCAUUACAGGAGAGAGACGCAGGACCACAGUUCUCCCCCAGUGGUAGCAGCAGUCCAGACUCAUCAGAACCAGUCCACCCAGAAUCAGACCCAGUGGUGUCCAGUCUGCAGUGUCCACUACUCCUCUCCCCCAGAGACACACCUCUCCUCCACCCUCCACCUGUUCUCUCUCUCCCGCCCUGCGCCCCCUCCCCACUACUGCCUCCCCCCCUCCACCCCCGCUUACCAGAUGAUGCUGCGCUCCGGAUGGACCCCUGGAGGGGGCCUGGGGCCCGAAGGGGAGGGUCACAAACAGCCGGUCCGGACCGUCCUGAAGAGGGACAGUAGAGGCCUGGGGUACGGACCCACACCCCGACCCAAGGUCACACACUUCCAACCCAAAGACCCGCAGGCAGUCAGACGGGCGGGGAAGGAGGGUCGGAGGGGGAGGAGGGGGAUGAAGGAGGAGAGCAGGAGGGAGGAGAAGGACAGGAACUGGGAGAGAGACUUCCGCUCUUCCUUUAACACCUUUGACCCCUGACCUCUAAAUGCUGACCCAGGGACACCUGUUGUAGUCAGUUUCUCUCUAGUGUACUCUCUCUCUCUCUCUCUCUCUCUCUCUAGUGUACACUCUA